CUUAUGGUAUGCCAUUUCUUGAAGAAAAAAGUAUCAUUCAUGGAAAUUUGAAAGCGGAAAACGUGUUUGUUUGUAAAUUUAGGAUGCUAAAAAUAGUGCACUCAAAAUUGAUUGAGCUUAUGAAAACCAGUGAAAAUGAUGAGCAUGUAGAAGGUAAAUGUGAAUGGCAACGGACAGCACCGGAAGUCAUAGAAGACGAGAGUGCGUUAAGUACAAAGUCUGACGUUUGGUCAUUUGGAGUUGUUUUGUAUGAACUGAUAACUUUUGGGGAAUUACCGUAUGCAGGCUUUGAAAAAGACGAGGUGUAUGGUUUAUUAAUGGCCACACACAAACUGCCAAUACCAGAAGAUGUUCCAGUGCAGUGUCCAGAAGAAUACCAUUCCACAAUUCUUAAAUGUUGGCACAAAAAUCCUGAUCGUCGGCUAACCUUUCGGUUUCUUGGAGAUUUUCUAUAUGAUUUUGAAAAUGCUAUUGAGUCUGCAUACAUGGGUAAUUUUAUCACAUAUUUUGUACAGCAUGAAGUUACCAAAUUGUCGUGUCGGCUUGAAUUUCAUUUUGGUUUUCACCGGUCUUGUGUCAUAUUUAGGAUCUAUGAACACGUAGCUUUUGUUUACUUGUGCAUUGUUAAAAAGCUGUCGGGUUUCAUUUUGAAAUUAUGCUUCUUACAAUUUUUUAAUUUUUUUUUGGCGAAGUCCGUCUGAGAACUGUUCAAAUUGUCUAAGACUACGCCCAAUUUUACAGGGGAUCAACCAUUUCGUUGGAUGGACUUUGAUUGCAAGCAGACUAUUGUUGGGGUGCAUUUACCUGCAACCAUGUUCUUCGGUGAUCAGUCACCUUUUGUGGUGCAUUUUGAUUGUGGUUGCAGUCUUAUCAACAAACUUGAAUAGAAUGAUUAAUUAUUAACAAGUGUCCAUUUGUUUGGCACAUACGUUGAUGACAGUAAUCUAUUAAACUUUUUCCAUCAAAUACGAGUUGAAAGAGAAUAAAUUUGGUCAUAAAAGGGGGAAAUGUGCCAUCUUUUUUUAAAAUGAGAAAAAAAAACCUUCGUCCGCCAUGUUUGUUUACAAGUCAUACUGCAGUAAAGAUAAUGAAGGCAUUUCAUUGGUUUAUUGAAAUUUAUUGGUAUGACUAAAACUUGUAACUGAGUUUUUUG
This is a messenger RNA of Ruditapes philippinarum (Manila clam), 1153 nucleotides long. Its product is annotated as tyrosine-protein kinase HCK-like. Gene Ontology annotation, molecular function: ATP binding; transmembrane receptor protein tyrosine kinase activity. The transcript has 3 exons. Gene Ontology annotation, cellular component: signaling receptor complex. NCBI's taxonomy places the organism in Eukaryota, Metazoa, Mollusca, Bivalvia, Venerida, Veneridae. The coding region runs from base 9 to 701 and encodes 230 amino acids. Gene Ontology annotation, biological process: protein phosphorylation; multicellular organism development; cell surface receptor protein tyrosine kinase signaling pathway. The record is from RefSeq and is a predicted model, not a curated record.